UAUUUUUGGCUAGUUUAAGAUUCUGAAGGGCAGGUUUUAGACUAACUUUGGACUGGAUAUUUUUUUGGUGGACCUGGCAACCCUGCUGCCCUGCUACUUUCUCUACUAUCACUCUGCGGAGGGAGGGCAGCUGUCUGCUGGAGAACGUCUCUGUGCUAGCUCUCUCUUCACAGGAUGGCGGUGGAGUCGAUCUCAGCAGACUGGGAGUUUGAUCGCUUUGACGAUGGCUCUCAGAAAAUUCAUACUGAAGUGCAGCUAAAAAACUACACAAAGUUCUUGGAAGAGUAUUCAUCUCAACUCAAAGCUAUUGAAGAAGCCCUGGAUGACUCCAUUGGUGAUGUCUGGGAUUUCACUCUGGAUCCAAUAGCUUUGCAGCUCAUUCCCUAUGAACAGUCCUCACUUUUGGAGUUGAUUAAGACAGAAAACAAGGUCCUUAAUAAAGUCAUUACAGUUUAUGCAGCUCUCUGCAGUGAAGUCAAGAAAUUGAAAUAUGAGGCUGAAACAAAGUUCUAUAAUGGUUUGCUGUACUACGGUGAAGGAGUGUCAGACACCAGUGUGGUGGAGGGCGAAUGCCAAGUUCAAAUGGGACGCUUCAUCUCCUUUCUGCAGGAGCUGUCUUGCUUUGUGUCUCGUUGCUUUGAGGUUGUGGUGAACAUUGUGCAUCAACUAGCUGCUUUGUACAACAGCAACAAAGCUGCCACAAAAAUCAUUGAGUCAUCUGGAGUUCAUUUUCAGACAGUAUAUGAGCACCUGGGUGAACUGCUGGUGGUUCUUAUCACUUUGGAUGAGAUCAUGGAGAACCAUGCUACUCUGAGAGAUCACUGGAAGAUGUACAAAAGAUUACUCAAAUCUGUCCACCACAACCCAUCCAAGUUUGCUAUUCUGGAAGAGAAGUUAAAACCAUUUGAGAAGCUUUUGCUAAAGCUGGAGGGACAGCUGCUGGACAGCAUGAUCUUUCAGGCUUGUGUAGAUCAGAGGUUUGAUAAUCCUGGGGAGGGGGUAUCCGUCUCUAAAAACAGUGCCUUUGCUGAGGAGUUUGCCCACAACAUUCGCACAAUCUUCGCCAAUGUGGAGUCAAAGCUUGGGGAACCUUCUGAGAUUGACCAGAGGGAUAAAUAUGCAGGGGUCUGUGGCCUCUUUGUCCUGCAUUUCCACAUCUUUCGAACUGUUGACAAGAAACUCUAUAAAUCUCUUUUGGAUGUGUGCAAAAAGGUCCCUGCAGUGACACUCACUGCCAACAUAAUCUGGUUUCCUGACACUUUUUUGAUUAACAAAGUCCCUGCCGCAGCCAAACUGAUGGAUAAAAAGAGUCUCCAGGCCAUUCGCAGCAGCAGAGAUGCAUUCUUGCAACAAAAAGCACAAACACUAACCAAGGAUGUGCAGUCUUAUUAUGUGUUUGUGACCUCCUGGAUGAUGAAGAUGGAAGCUAUCUUAUCUAAGGAACAGAGGCCUGACAAACUCGCUGAAGAUCUGAGCAACAGGUGCAAUGUCUUUGUGCAGGGAAUCCUGUAUGCCUACAGCAUCAGCACCAUCAUUAAAACCACCAUGAACCUGUACAUGUCCAUGCAGAAACCCAUGACCAAGACCUCGGUGAAGGCUCUGUGUCGUUUGGUGGAGCUUCUGAAGGCUGUAGAGCACACAUUUCACCGGCGCUCCCUAGUAGUGGCAGACUCUGUGACGCACAUCACUCAGCAGCUACACUCCCAGGCCCUGACCUCCAUUUCUACAGCUAAGAAAAGGGUGAUCUCUGAUAAGAAGUACAGUGAGCAGAGACUGGAUGUGCUGUCAGCGCUGGUUCUGGCUGAGAACACUCUGAACGGGCCGAGCACGAGAGAGAGAAGGCUGGUAGUGUCUCUAGCACUCAGUGUGGGCACUCAGAUGAAAACCUUCAAGGAUGAGGAGCUUUUACCUUUACAACUUGUCCUCAAGAAGCUGGAUCUGAUCAGUGAAUUAAGAGAGAGGGUCAAAGUACAGUGUGACUGCAGCUUUCUCUACUGGCACCGUGCAGUCUUUCCCAUUUACCUGGAUGAUGUGUAUGAAAAUGCUGUGGAUGCAGCGAGGAUUCAUUACAUGUUCAGUGCUCUUAGAGACAGUGUGCCGACCAUGUUGCACGCCAAACAUAUGGAGUCCUGUGAGCAGCUGCUGGAGUGUUACGACAAAGAGAUCAUGGAUGUCUUUAACGAGCACUUGUUGGACAAGCUGUGUAAGGAGAUAGAGAAGGACCUGCGGCUCUCUGUGCACACACACCUCAAGCUGGACGACCGGAACCCGUUCAAAGUAGGCAUGAAGGACCUGGCUCACUUCUUUUCCCUCAAGCCAAUCCGCUUCUUCAAUCGCUUCAUUGAUAUCAAAGCCUAUGUAACUCACUACCUGGACAAAACUUUUUACAACCUGACCACAGUGGCUCUCCAUGACUGGGCCACAUAUAGUGAGAUGAGAAAUCUAGCCACACAGCGCUAUGGUCUAGUCAUGACUGAGGCCCAUCUCCCCAGCCAGACUCUGGAACAGGGACUGGAUGUGUUGGAGAUUAUGAGGAACAUCCACGUGUUUGUCUCGCGUUAUCUCUACAAUCUGAACAACCAGAUCUUCAUUGAGAGGACCAGCAACAACAAGCACUUAAACACCAUCAAUAUUCGGCACAUCGCAAACUCAAUCCGCACCCAUGGAACUGGCAUAAUGAACACUACUGUAAACUUCACGUAUCAGUUCCUCCAGAAGAAGUUUUACAUCUUCAGUCAGUUCAUGUACGACGAGCACAUCAAGUCCAGGCUCAUCAAAGAUAUCCGCUUCUUCAGAGAAACCAAAGAUCAGUCUGAUCAGAAGUACCCCUUUGAGAGGGCUGAAAAGUUCAACCGGGGCAUCAGAAAACUUGGCAUCACUCCAGAUGGCCAGAGCUACCUGGACCAGUUCAGACAGCUCAUCAGUCAGAUUGGUAACGCAAUGGGGUAUGUACGAAUGAUCCGCUCUGGAGGCCUGCACUGUUGCAGUAGUGCUAUCAGGUUUGUUCCUGAUCUGGAGGACAUUGUAAACUUUGAGGAGUUAGUAAAGGAGGAGAGUCUAUCUGAUGAGACGCAGAAGGCAGCCAGCGUCUUGGAUUCGGUACUUAGUGACCUGACCACUAACUCAGCCGAGGGAACUGAGUAUUUCAAAAUGCUUGUGGGUGUGUUUGCCCCAGAGUUCCGCAGCCUGAAAAAUAUGCACUUAAGGAACUUCUACAUGAUCGUUCCCCCUUUGACAGUCAAUUUUGUGGAGCACUCUAUAGGCUGCAAAGAGAAGCUGAAUAAAAAGAACAAAAACGGAGCAGCCUUCACAGAUGAUGGCUUUGCCAUGGGUGUUGCCUACAUUCUGAAGCUGCUGGAUCAGUAUCAAGAGUUUGACUCCCUGCACUGGUUCCAGGCAGUCCGAGAGAAAUACAUGAAGGAAAUGAGCGCAGUGGUGAAAGAGCAGAAUGUUCAGGCCACCAGCCAAGAUGAGAAGCUCAUGCAGACCAUGAACUUAACUCAGAAGAGACUGGAUGUCUAUCUGCAGGAGUUCGAGCUGCUGUACUUUUCUCUGAGCAGUGCACGGAUCUUCUUCAGAGCUGAUAAGACUGCAGCAGAGGAAACCCAGGAAAAGAAAGACCGGGAGGAUGUUGCUAAAGCAGCGGCGGUUUCUUCUGAAACUGAAUCCAGCAGCAAGUAAAACCCAGCAGCAGCUCUCAACAUUUUGGAAGAUAUGAAAGAUUGUAAAUAGAAACUAACUCAGAAAAAAAGGUAUAGAGUACCAUAUUUUGGAUGGUAGCAGAGUCUUGUAAUGUUUUGUAUUGAAGUAAAUAAUGGCAUCCAUUUCUCAGCCAAGAAUUUGAAAAGGUACAUUGAGAAAGUAAUGGAACACUUGUUACAUCUCCUGCACUUAAUUUGACUGUAACUGACAGUCGUUUAUGAUCUUCUAUAUGACCUGCUUUUACAAAGCCAGGGUUCUGCCACUACAUAUUAUUUUUCCUCAGCUACUAUUACUAUUAUUACUAUUAUUACUUGCAGCUGUGCAAGUGUGGCAGCUUCUUAUCAACUUAGUCUACGAUAAUAUUUUAAUAUGGUAAUAAUGUGACCCUUAAAAUUGAUAUUUUAACUAAAUCCUUAUUGUCUUAAUCAUCAUUUGUUAAUCUAAAUUGCUGUUUGUCUGAUUGUUAGUGUGACUGUACAAGUAAAAUUUGCCAUAAAUUGUCCCUGGAUCAAAUCAGAUCUUCUCCAGAGUUAUGUAACACUCAAAAGUUCUCCUGGUACAGUAACUGGACUGUAUUAAUCAGUAGUUCUGUGUAUUAGCAAAAACUUGGCAACACAAUAAGUAUAUACACACGUAUAUGUUUUCAGUAUAUGACAAUAUAUCGCGCUACUGAAUGGAAGGUGGUGUUUACUUUUUUGUGCAGUCCCAUCAGUGAGAUCUAAAAACAAACACUGUCAGGAUUUAAAAACACCAAAAAAAAAAUGACUGUCUACCACCAGUCGUUACAUGUAAACUAACAAUUAAUAAUCAAUUCUGUUUUUCAAAACAAAAUAUCACAGUAUAUAGAUAUGUAAACACAGCCCUAUUCAACUAUUUAAAAUGGUGGCUGUUAAAAACCAAGUGUAUUGUUGAGAUGCAGCGAACUAAUCUUCUGAGGUAACCUGCCUAAUCACAUAACCUGCCAAACCAUAUGGAAAUGAGUGCAGUUUUUGCCUUUAAGGCUUUUUUUUCUUCAAAAUUAUAUCAGCAUGUAUAAAUGAAUAUGGCUUAAGAUGUGAAGGAAUUGCAGAAGCACUGUGUGGAAGAGGUGUCUCAUUACACAAGCCUUAAUAUGCAGUAUUCAUAAAGUGAUGUACAGGAUGAAUUUGUAGUUUCAGAAACAUUCCAGCUGAAUGUUGAUUCUUCAUGCUCUUUUUGUAAAAUCAUGCCCAGUUGAGCAUUAUAAGUAAUGCCAUAACAACUUAAUUAAAAAGAUU
Messenger RNA from Astyanax mexicanus (Mexican tetra), 4958 nucleotides. RefSeq names its product WASH complex subunit 4 (gene washc4). The coding region runs from base 175 to 3681 and encodes 1168 amino acids. Gene Ontology annotation, cellular component: WASH complex; endosome. Lineage: Eukaryota; Metazoa; Chordata; Actinopteri; Characiformes; Acestrorhamphidae. Gene Ontology annotation, biological process: endosomal transport; endosome organization. The transcript has 33 exons. The record is from RefSeq and is a predicted model, not a curated record.